This is a messenger RNA of Psylliodes chrysocephalus, 1134 nucleotides long. The record is from the annotation of a GenBank genome assembly. Lineage: Eukaryota; Metazoa; Arthropoda; Insecta; Coleoptera; Chrysomelidae.
UUACUCGGUUUGUCAAUUAAAAAUUGUCCUUACUUUUAAACUAUUAAAUUGCAAAGUAUCAUUUUGUGUUUUGCGAUAAGCUCUUAACAAUUAUUUUCGAUUUAAUUACCAUCGAAGAUUUAUAAUUAGAGAAUUAACAAUAGUAGUUGCUUGUUUGGCAUGGCUAUUAGUUGAUGUCGUUUUUUUUAGAUUAUCGCAUUUUAUUAUAAUUGGGAUUCAAUCGGAAAAAAAUUUGAGCCGAAUUGUUAGUUAUUUUGGUGCUUAAUUUUGCUUAAGGUUACCUAAGCUAUGUCGGCAGUUCCAAAACAUAACUUCAAAGCUGAAGACAUAGUAAAAGAGGGUAGAACAACCCAAUCGAACAUCGAAGAAAUCAAACAAUGGCUGUCAUUCAAACCGAAUUUCCCGGAAAUGUCCGAGGAACAGAUAUGUUUGUUCUUGAUAGCGUGUAACAACGAUUUGGAACAAGUGAAAAUCACAAUCGAAAAUUUUUUUAAACAGAAAUCCUCGUCUCCAGAACUGUUUAUGAGCAGAGACAUUGACACGAAAGAAAAUAAAUUCACCCAUGAAGUCGCAACAAUGGCGGUGUUUCCGAAGAGAACCAAAGAGAAUUACAUCAUAGGCUUGGGUUGUUUAAAAGAUACCACUUACUACAAUUUCUGCAUAGAACCACAAAUCAAAAAUGCUUUUACAUUAAUCUCUGCUUAUUUAUAUGACAAUCCACCAGACGGACUGAUUUUUAUCAUUGAUAUCAAAGGGGUUGGAAUCAUGCACUUGACGAGAUUGAAAUUGGGACCUUUAAAGAAGUUUUUCGCGUAUCUGCAAGAAGCACUACCAACUCAAUUGAGAAAAGUUCAUAUUCUGAACGCAACCUAUAUAUUUGAAAAAAUACUCGCAAUUUCUAAACCGUUCAUGAAGAAAGAACUUUACGAUCUGAUAAUAACCCACCCACCUGAGACAAACAUGCAAGACUUUUUCGAAAACCACAUUCCAGCGUCUUGUAUGCCUUGCACUUUUGGCGGGGAAUUAAAAAGUUUAGAAGAAAUGAGUGAAGAUACCAAAGAAUUUAUAAGAUCGUUGAAAGAUUUCCUGGAAGCUGAGGAAAGACAAAUACAACUUUACAAGAAAGAGAAAUAA